Salvelinus sp. IW2-2015 is the source of this 720-nucleotide messenger RNA. RefSeq names its product gamma-crystallin M2-like. Gene Ontology annotation, molecular function: structural constituent of eye lens. The record is from RefSeq and is a predicted model, not a curated record. Lineage: Eukaryota; Metazoa; Chordata; Actinopteri; Salmoniformes; Salmonidae. Gene Ontology annotation, biological process: lens development in camera-type eye; visual perception.
ACACAGCUGCCCUGUGUGUGGGAUUUAAAAAAAUAAAAGACAGUGCUGGAUUGAGGGACAUUGAGCAUUGAGCCGUCACCCCCAUCCACCGCCAACAUGACUAUGGGAAAGAUCAUCUUUUACGAAGACAGGAACUUCCAGGGUCCCUCUCAUGAGUGCAGCAGCGACUGUGCCGACCUGCACUCCUACUUCAACCGCUGCAACUCCAUCAAAGUUGAGAGCGGAUGUUUCAUGGUCUACGAGCGCCCCAACUACAUGGGAAACCAGUACUUUGUGAGGAGGGGCGAGUACCCAGAUAACCAGCGAAUGAUUGGCAUCAAUGACUGCAUCAGGUCCUGCCGUAUGAUCCCCAUGCACCGUGGCCAGUACAGAAUGAGAAUGUACGAUCGUCCUGACAUGGGCGGCCAGAUGAACGAGCUGAGCGACGACUGCCCCAACGUCCAGGACCGUUUCCGUAUGUCCGACGUCAACUCCUGCAACGUGAUGGACGGCCACUGGCUGAUGUACGACCAGCCCAACUACAAGGGAAGGCAGUACUAUGUGAGGCCCGGCGAGUACAGGAGGUUCAACGACUGGGGAGGAUUGAGCCCCAAGAUCGGCUCCCUCAGAAGGAUCACCGACUUCAACUGAACUAGAGCUCCAAUUUGAACUAUCAACUGUCACUCUAGUCCACAAUAAACUUUGAUUCGUAAUAAAAAAAACUCAGUUUUAUGUCUUCCA